GUAAGAGGUACACUUACUUCACUAUGGGUAUGUCAUGGUACAAUGCCCAAAUUUACUGCAGAACACACCAUACAGAUUUGGCCAGUUCUAAUGCAACAGAAAACCCGAUACUCUUGGAACUGAUUAAUGGGACUACUGGGGCUAUCUGGUUUGGUCUGUUCAGAGACUCCUGGAAGUGGAUUGACCAAACCAACUUCACUACUUUUCCCAUCAGCUGGAUGCUUAAAAAACCUGAUAAUGCUCUUGGGAAAGAAAAUUGUGGUUAUUUAGAUAACAGUCAGGUUGCUGAUGCACAGUGCUCAGACAUAAUGCCUUUCUUCUGUUACUCAGCAAUCACAGGAAAACAACAAAUAAUGGAGGUAAUGGUCCAGUCCAAUCAAGAUUUGAACGAUCCUGCAAUUAAGACGGCCAUCUUGGAGCAGAUCCAGCUGAAACUGAUGAAUCAUGGAAAGGCAGAAGACAUCAAGGUUAAUUGGAAAAAGCAACCAGAUGGACAGGUGUUUGACAAGAAGAAAGCAAAGGAUGGUACAGAAAAAGGAGAACUCUAAGUUUUUAGCUGUGACCUUUAAAUUCUGUAGAGCCAUUUUAGAUUGAGCAAAAUGUUUACACUGGGACAUUCUGGAAUGGUAAAGGGAAAAACUUAUUUUAUUCCUCUAGUUAAUUUUUAACACAGUUUUAUUUUUAUUGUCCAUGUUAAAAAUGUUAAAGUUGUUAAUGACACUGUAACCAAAUUGUAUAAUUGCCUGACAUAAAAUUGCUGAACAAAAGAAAUCUCAGAUCAUAUAACUGCCCCCACAGGCUUGUACAGUAGGAACUAGGCAUGAUGGGUGCGUCACUUAAUCCACCUUUUUUAUUUAACCCUGAUUUGCCCAUCACUCUGGAACAGGUUAAUUCUGGACUCAUCAGACCACAUUACCUGUUUUUCCCAAUUCUCGACACAAUUUAUACCUUCUUUCCAAUUAG
Molecule: messenger RNA, 963 nt
Organism: Clarias gariepinus (North African catfish)
Lineage: Eukaryota; Metazoa; Chordata; Actinopteri; Siluriformes; Clariidae
Product: putative C-type lectin domain family 20 member A
Exons: 3
Coding region: 24-548 (174 amino acids)
Source: RefSeq, a predicted model, not a curated record